AAGCCUGCUUCACCCUCAUGUCUCCCACCAUUGCAUGUUCCUUUUGAUGCCGUCCUCACCAUUUUUCGUUCUCUCCGCCUUCACCUUCGCGUCGAUGCCAUCUCCAGGCGACCCCCCGUUUCCUCGGCUUUGCAACGACUACUCUUCUUUCCUCCGGCUCGUUGGAAAGUGUCGUUGCUCGUGGAGACGAUCCACUCGACGAAUCCCCAUCCUCCCCCUUCCCAAUGUCACCGCUUAGCCCAUCUUUCCACCACUCACUCUCGGUCCUUGCGGCCCAGCCGUCACUCUAUAUGCUCAAGUUAAUGUGUGCGUUUUGGCUUGUCCCUCCAACCAAAGUUUUGUUGCGUAUCCGUUCUUUUUCCCGCGGCUUUUUUUUUUGUCUUUGCGGUGGACGGCCACUUGAUUUCCUCCCUUCUUGCAAUGCAGGAUGUGGGUUUCUUUGCUUCUUGCUUUUCUUUUCUCUCCCUCGGCACCGCUUCAGUUUCGGCGGUCUUCAGUAUCGGGGCUAUUUCUUGGCAUUCAAUGUUCUACCUUGCACACCCAAUCCCGUUCUUGUUCCCGUUCUUGUUCCCGUUCUUGCUCCCACUCUUGUUCCCGCUUCAAUGUGUGGUUUUCUGUCAAUACUCUUCUCUCUGGCAUCCGCCUUGUAUUGGUGCUUCUUGUCAUUGCCCAUUUGUCCCUCUCCCCCAUGGUCUUGCUUCUCUGGAGCAGCAAGCCCCCUCCCCAAGCUGGUUGUUUGUAUCCAUAUCCCCACCUUCCUCCCGUACUUGUUUCUGUUCAACUCGGCUGUGUUUCUAUUUUCCACUGGUACUUCCCGACCUCCGGUCCCAAUCAUUUGUAUCCUUGAGCUUUCUUGCCAUCACCCUCAAUAUAGCAUAUUUGAUUUUGAUCGCCUGCUUCGGACCUAGUUCCCGAAGCAUUGCAGCACGGCGACGCAGUCGAGCGUUGUAAUCAAGCAGGCCAAUGUAUUGGGUCGACGGACGCCUCGGUUGUGUCUGGACAGAGUGCAACAACGCAAUUCAGGAUAGACCUUAUCUCGAUCGACCAACGGCGCUGACAUAGCAAGU
This is a messenger RNA of Polychytrium aggregatum, 1067 nucleotides long. RefSeq lists its product as uncharacterized. The transcript has a single exon. Bases 225 to 908 code for a protein of 227 amino acids. The record is from RefSeq and is a predicted model, not a curated record. Lineage: Eukaryota; Fungi; Chytridiomycota; Chytridiomycetes; Polychytriales.